Musa acuminata AAA Group (dessert banana) is the source of this 2578-nucleotide messenger RNA. RefSeq names its product B3 domain-containing protein Os02g0683500. The record is from RefSeq and is a predicted model, not a curated record. Gene Ontology annotation, molecular function: DNA binding; DNA-binding transcription factor activity. The transcript has 2 exons. Lineage: Eukaryota; Viridiplantae; Streptophyta; Magnoliopsida; Zingiberales; Musaceae. Bases 242 to 1243 code for a protein of 333 amino acids.
UCAAUUAGAUGGCUUAUGGUUUAUCUCCUCCAUUACUUUAUGGAGCGGCUUCCAUCGGUCUCCCUUUCUCUUAUAACGUAGCUAUCUUCUUUCAAUUCUUCUCUGACCGAAACCAGUGGUGAAGCUGUACCCAAUUCUUUCUCUGGAGGCCGUUCCUGUAUAACCAGAAUCUGGCGAUGUACAGGUGAUGAGUCGGUAGCAGUACCACCACCGGCGGUCUUCUGAGACUUCAAUCCAUCAGAUGGAAUUCACGCAUGGAAUAAGGGAUAGGCUUUCGACCACUGAUCGGCGAGAAGAGCAAGUCGAGGUCUCCACACACCUCCCUUUCAUCCCUUCCUAUCCUUUGCCGUCAUCCUCGUCGACCGCUUUCCGAUGGCAUGAUGAUUCUUCGGGCGCCGGCGAUUGUGCUUCCACGGAGAAGGAGCACAUGUUCUACAAGGUCGUGACGCCCAGCGACGUCGGCAAGCUGAACCGGCUGGUGAUCCCGAAGCAGCACGCGGAGAAGUACUUCCCGCUGGACACGUCGGCUAACGAGAAAGGGCUGCUGCUGAGCUUCGAGGACCGGACGGGGAAGCCGUGGCGCUUCCGCUACUCCUACUGGAGCAGCAGCCAGAGCUACGUCAUGACCAAGGGCUGGAGUCGCUUCGUCAAGGAGAAGGGCCUCCAAGCCGGGGACACCAUCUCCUUCGGCCGUGGCGUCGGCGAUGCGGGACGCCACCGCCUUUUCAUCGACUGGAAACGACGACCUGAGAACCGCGACCCACCCCGGAUUCCACUUCCUGAGCUAUCCUUUGCGAGGUCGGCCGGGCCAUGGAGCGGCCGGCUCCUCGUCCCACCGGAGGCCGGGUGCGGCCACACCUGGCAGGGCCACACGUACCCUGCCGCGAGCUUGGGUACGGGCGGCGGGCAGUGUCUGUACUACAGUUUGCCGGCGGCUAGGCCACCGCAGAUGGAGGUGCAACAGGCAGGCCGCAGUGGAUUCCCCAUGGUUCUCGGAUCGCCAUUGCCCCUCGUUCGCAACCAGCCGGCCGUCAAGCGAGUUCGGCUCUUCGGCGUGACUCUGGAUUGCCCCGAAUCCGGAGGCGGUGUCAAUUACGACGGCCACAGUCACUCCGUCCGCGUGCCGCAGUUGCAUCCUGGGGCUGCGCUUCCGCUCCUCCAGUCUCCGGGUACGGCCGGCGAGUCAACGCCGUCAGGCUCAUCAUCGGUGUACAAGAAACAACACUCACAACCGGAUCUUUAAGGAAGAAGGAUACGAUCGUAGGGGACAAAUAUACAAUGAAUUGAACGUGAGGAAGUACUUAAAGUUGCCUUUUCUUGUUUCUUUCCGUUCUCGACUUCCUGAUUUCUUUGGUUGAAGGGGUUGGAAUAAUUUGCAUCCAUCCAAAUUAUUCUUUACUCGCUCUCAUUCGCGGCCUUCUCUUGCAAUUGUAACUAAAAACAUGGAUUCAGAGAACUCUAUCGAAGCCCUACAUGUAAUAAACAGCGGUAGUAUGAGAUUUUGCUUCUUGUUUCCUCAAACCUUUUCUUGGUCUUGAUUAAUCUGUAUCAUCAUACCAUGUGACCUUAGUUUGUUCCAGAUGCUCCUUCUCCAGCUACACCUUCUUCAAAUACAUCAGAAGGCGGCCGGAGAAGAUACAGGUCAGAUCUAAAUCCCACACCAUCCCUUCUUGUUUCUUGGUCCUACUGAUUCAUCUUUGCCCGCUGUAUGUCAAAUUUUCUACAUCUUUUUGUGAAGAAACAGCAUCAGUAUUUCUUUAAGGUGGUGGGGAAAGAGAGGACCAAGUACUGUGUCUUCAUGUAGUUCAUUAAGAUCAUCAGAUGUAAGCCAGGCUUUGUCUCUGCCGCAUAUGAAUUGGUUUUGAUUGCACCUGGCUCUGCAUGAGAUACCCGUCAUCAAUUUGGCUGAAGGAUGUCUUGUUCGAUUACAGGUUUAAUUGUUUGGCUUUCUGGUCACUAACCAAAUAGAAAAACUAUUGAUUUUAGGAGGGGGGAUAAAGGAAGAGAAAUCAGAGAGAACAACAAUCAUCUGCCAUGGAAUUCUUACCAUGAAAAAUCAUCUUGCCUAAGCAUUAUGGUUCUCCCUUCUCUCAUCUCCAUGAUUCACUGAGCACACAGGUUGCCAUUUCUUGGUCCUGUUUCUUUAUUCUUUGCAGAUCACUGGAGGAAGUUAUGCAGAUUCUUUCAAGAAGCAAGAUUGACUCCAUUCUUGACAGGUUCAUCAAAGCUAUGAAUGCAUCGUCGCGUGAGCAUGAUUGCUCAUCAUUUAUGGAGAAGGCUGGCGAGUUCCUCACUCUCAGAGAACACACCACCCUUCUUCCCUCACAUGUGGAAGAGAUAGAUACAGCGACAGCUGGCUCUGGAUCAGAUGGUGAAGUAGCUCCCAACGAGAAAAAGGCAAGGUAGGUGUGUCCUCAUCUUCCAUGGUGGUCCAGAUGCUAAAGCUUGGGCGCAGCAUAUAUCGCUGUGCAUCAAGUCCUCGGCGGCAUCUGUUUUCUAUCUCAUGCAUGCGCCUCGCCAACGUCGCUAUAGUCCAUGUGAUGCAAAUAUUUCGGCUAGGGGCAUUCCCCUUCCUCCA